AUUAGGUGUGAAGACAAUUUUUUGUGAUUCAAGCGUGGAUUCAAGUAAUCAUUAAAGUCUUCGGUCUAAUUUCUAUUUUCUAUAAUUAAACUAAAUCCUCCGUGACUAAAUCAGUACAAUUUUGAAGUUUGAUCACGUACUAGAAGUUAAAAUAUUAAUUUCGGCUCUAAUUAAAUCGAUAUUAUGACUUAUGAUUUUCGAGAUUUCGAUGAAGAUUCGUCGGACGAAAGUUUUAGUGAUACAAGUGAAAAUGACAAUGAAAAUUUUCAGAUGUCAGGAAGUGAUGAAGACAACAAUGAAGAUGGUACAGCCGCCAUGAAUGAGAAUGAUAACUUAGCAAGUGAGGAUGAUGAACAAGAUGAUGAUGAUGAUGAAGUUGUCAAAGCUAUUAAAGACGAAAAAAACAAGCCACGAGAUCAUCCACCGACAAUUAAAACCGAUGACUUUGUUGUAGACAUUUCAUUCCAUCCAUUGAAAAAUAUUAUAGCACUAGCAAACAUAGUUGGUGAUGUCUUACUUUAUGAUUACAACAAUGAUGAAUGUAAAUUAGUGAAUACCCUAGAACUGCAUCUUAAAUCUUGCAGGGAUGUGGAAUUUGAUGACAAUGGACUUACAAUGUUUACAACAGCUAAGGACAAAACAAUAAUGGCAACUGAUUUUGAAACAGGAAAAUUGAAGCAAUGCUAUGAAAAUGCACACGAAGUACCAGUUUAUAGACUCAUAUCUCUAGAUGACAACAAAAUUGUAACAGGUGAUGACAAUGGUGUCGUAAAAUUAUGGGAUUUGCGGAAACAAGAUCCAAUUUUUGAUAUUAAAGUUGGUGAGGACCAUGUGGCUGAUAUGAUAACAAAUGAAUCCCAAAAAUACUUAGUUUGUGCUGGUGGAGAUGGUUUAUUGACAACAAUUGAUUUGAAGGGAAGUAAAAUCUACACUACAUCAGAGCAAUAUGAUACAGAACUGACAUGCCUUGGUCUGUUUAGAUCAGACACAAAAUUGGUUGCUGGAUCGUCAAGUGGAAAAUUUUAUUUGUUUAAUUGGAAGGAAUUUGGCUUACAUAGCGAUGAGUAUGUAGGUCACAAGAGCUCAGUGCAGUGCAUGAUCCCUAUAACUCAAAAUAUAGUGGUGAGUUCUGGUGAAGACGGGAUACUGAGAGCUGCACACUUGUUCCCUCAGAGGCAAUUAGGGAUUGUGGGACAGCAUAGUUUACCAGUCGAAUGUAUAGACAUAAGCCACGAUGGCAAUUAUAUAGCAUCCUCGUCACAUGACAAUGAUAUAAAGUUUUGGAACAUUUCUUACUUUGAGUCAAUAGACUCCAUUAUAGAUGUAAACAAAAAACAAGACAAAAAGAAGGACCUACUGAAUAAUUUACCGUCCAGCAAUAUUAAAAAUGCUUCAGACUUCUUCUCCGGAUUAGUAUGAAUUUUUAGUACAAUAAAGUUUAAGUUAUAAUUAUGAUACAAUAA
This is a messenger RNA of Aricia agestis (brown argus), 1463 nucleotides long. Its product is annotated as WD repeat-containing protein 55 homolog. The coding region runs from base 184 to 1419 and encodes 411 amino acids. Gene Ontology annotation, molecular function: protein binding. Lineage: Eukaryota; Metazoa; Arthropoda; Insecta; Lepidoptera; Lycaenidae. The transcript is spliced from 5 exons. The record is from RefSeq and is a predicted model, not a curated record.